AUGUCGAUUUUGGUCUACGAUCGCGAGCACAACUUCAAAAAGUGGUACAUCUAUUGGAUUCCCAAGACCAAGACUCUUGGCGUAAAAGACGGCAAAGACGUCGUCUACGAGAAGAUGGUCACACUCACCGAGCGUACCGAACUUCUGAAAGUCAGCAAGUCGCUUGUCGAGGAGAAAUGGGCGGCGCUUUUCUCGGAAUGCGGUUUGCAUAUCGAGGAAGUUUGCGAUAAAGAGCUCGUGCUCACUUUCGCUCUUCAACGAAAUAUCACUUUGGAGCGUACUGAACUAUCGGGAAAUUUCGAUGAAUGCCUUUAUUUGGAGUAUUUGCGCCUAAAAACACUCACCAACGUCUCACCAAUGAAAAGAAAGCGUACCGCUUCAUCUGUCGAUCAUCUGAAGCCAGAAGACGUCAAACCGAUGCUCGUCCCAAAAAUCGAUCCGGUCAAGAAACGAACCGCCCGUUUGACGGCGAAAGCCACCGGGCCAGAAUUCGAUGAUGACGACGAAUAA
Messenger RNA from Caenorhabditis remanei, 510 nucleotides. RefSeq lists its product as uncharacterized. The transcript is spliced from 3 exons. The record is from RefSeq and is a predicted model, not a curated record. NCBI's taxonomy places the organism in Eukaryota, Metazoa, Nematoda, Chromadorea, Rhabditida, Rhabditidae. The coding region runs from base 1 to 510 and encodes 169 amino acids.